Messenger RNA from Triticum dicoccoides, 1469 nucleotides. RefSeq names its product pectin acetylesterase 5-like. Gene Ontology annotation, molecular function: hydrolase activity. The record is from RefSeq and is a predicted model, not a curated record. Bases 9 to 1268 code for a protein of 419 amino acids. Lineage: Eukaryota; Viridiplantae; Streptophyta; Magnoliopsida; Poales; Poaceae. The transcript is spliced from 11 exons.
AAGAAGACAUGGCGCCAAGCAACUUACCAGCGGCCCUGCUCCUGCUCCUGCUGCUGGCCUCUUCCGGCCCUCUCCGUCCUACGCUAUCCGGCGCAGCGCCUCUGGAGCCCGUCGAGGUCAGCCUCGUCGCCGGCGCACAGGAAAAGGGAGCAGUCUGCUUGGACGGGACCCCGCCGGGGUACCACCUGCAGAGAGGCUCCGGUGAUGGAUCCGGCAGCUGGCUCGUCCAUCUAGAGGGAGGAGGCUGGUGCAGCACACUCAAGGAUUGUUCUGGUCGCAGAAUGUCUGUUCUUGGUUCAUCAAAAUUCAUGAAACCACUACAGUUCGCCGGUCAUGGGAUUUUUGACAGUGACGAGAUAUAUAAUCCUGAUUUCUACAACUGGAACAAAGUCUAUGUGCGGUAUUGCGAUGGGGCGUCAUUUGCUGGGGAUGCUGAAGGUCAAGCGCAGUUUACUUCAGAGGGUUACGCAUCUAUGAAGCAGUUAUUGGCGAACUCAUGGAAAAAGGACUCGCCAAUGCUACACAGGUCGUACUUCACUUACCAAAGUUCACAGAAUACCAAGAACCAUUUUGACAAAAAUAUUCUGCGUGACAAGGGUUGUUCUGCCGGAGGUCUAGCGACGAUACUGCAUUGCGAUGAUUUUAGUGCACGGUUUCCGCAGCAGGUUUCAGUUAAAUGCUUUGCGGAUGCUGGGUUUUUUCUUGACGUCAGAAAGGAUAUAUCUGGAGAAAGGUCCUUUUGGUCUUUCUAUAACCGAGUUGUACAGCUCCAGAAUGUUAGACAAGUGUUGCACAAGGACUGCCUUGCCAACAAGGACCCAACCGAGUGUUUCUUCCCCACAGAGCUUAUUAAGAGCAUCCGCACCCCCAUGUUUAUUCUCAACUCUGCGUACGAUUCAUGGCAGAUACAGAAUGUUCUCCUACCGACUUCAUCUUCCCCUGAAAAGACAUGGUUGAGUUGCAAGGACAAUAUCAGAAACUGCAAUUCAACCCAAAUUAAAGUUCUUGAUGAAAUCAGGAACACAAUGAUCAAUGAUUUGAAGGUCAUCAAUGAUAAGGCAGACUGGGGCAUGUUCAUUGAUUCAUGCUUCACUCACUGCCAAACGCUCUUUCGCGUCUCUUGGAGUUCACCAACAUCCCCACGGCUGGGAAAUAAGAAUAUUGCAAAGGUUGUUGGAGAUUGGUACUUUGGAAGGAGCCAAGGAGUGAAAGAGAUUGACUGCGAGUAUCCGUGCAAUCCAACGUGCAAUAGUCUACCGCCACCAUGAUUUGUUACUACUCCCUCCUAUCCAUAUUAAUUGACGCUGCUUUAGUAUUGUACCAAAGUAGCGUCAAUUAAUAUGGAUCGGAGAGGGUAUAUUGGAUUGUGUUGAUAUCUACUAUGUAAAGAUUCAAGACAAAAACACAAUCUUCAUAUUGAAUUGUGCAUCAAAGAGAAAAGCAAUGAUCACGCGUAAUAAAAUUAAGUA